This is a messenger RNA of Volvox carteri f. nagariensis, 634 nucleotides long. RefSeq lists its product as uncharacterized. NCBI's taxonomy places the organism in Eukaryota, Viridiplantae, Chlorophyta, Chlorophyceae, Chlamydomonadales, Volvocaceae. The record is from RefSeq and is a predicted model, not a curated record. The transcript is spliced from 4 exons. Bases 6 to 440 code for a protein of 144 amino acids.
ACGCGAUGCUUGCUCAUCGCCAACACGCUCCAGUAUCAGCGCGUAGGAACCAGGCUUGUCCUGUCCGUCGUCGCGUCGUCAGCCGCACCAUGGCAACCAUUCAGCGCUUUGACACAGGUCCUCGCCUGAGCGAGAUGGUUAUCCAUAACGGGACUGUAUACCUAGCAGGCCAGGUACCUGAGGACACUAGCGUAGAUGCCAAGGAGCAGACUGCCUCGGUCCUCAAGCAAAUUGAUGAGUUGCUUGCCCGGGCAGGGACCGACAAGACCAAGAUCUUGUCAGCUCAGGUUUUCCUGCGGGACCUGGCGGACUUUCCCCAGAUGAAUGAGGCAUGGGACGCCUGGGUCCCUGCGGAGCAUGCUCCCACUCGCGCCACCGUGGAAGCCAAGCUGGCCGACCCGGGCUGGAAGGUGGAGAUUGUGGUUGUUGCUGCGCUCUGAAAGCUGUUGUGUGAGACGCUGGUAGCCGUUGAGAUGUGUAUGACGGCUUUGGGGGCGCCCGCCGUGCGCCUUGGGUCAUAACCAAGGAAGCCCUUGCGGCACCAUAUGACGUGUACGUUGCAGCGAUCGCGGUUGUAGGAUGAGGGGGGUGGGAGUGCGAGCCACGCUGGUUCCCUGUAACCAAAUGUCAACUC